Eutrema salsugineum is the source of this 675-nucleotide messenger RNA. RefSeq lists its product as uncharacterized. The transcript has a single exon. Lineage: Eukaryota; Viridiplantae; Streptophyta; Magnoliopsida; Brassicales; Brassicaceae. The coding region runs from base 108 to 581 and encodes 157 amino acids. The record is from RefSeq and is a predicted model, not a curated record.
GAAACAUUUAUAAAAGCAGAGAGGCUCCUCCAAAGUCCAAACAAACAAACCAAAUUCAAAACUAAAACAAAAACAAACUUCUAUCUUCUUCUUCUUCUUCACCAUCAAUGGCGACGGGAAAAACGUAUUACCCACGGCCAAGUCAUCGAUUCCUUCCCACAGAUCGAUCUCACCAAGUCGCUGUCACCGAUUCAGGAUUCGAGUUCGAUGAGUCCGAUCUAUACUCCGAUUCGCAUGAUUUUCGUAGUAAACUCUUUAAAUCCGGUCGAAUCGGAAUCAAACAAUGCGGUAGAUCGUCUCUGGUUACCGUAACAACCGCGAAGGUAGGGUCACUUCCGAUGAACGUACCGGACCAGUCGAAGAAUUGUCACAGACGCCGGACAAGCAUCGAAAUCGAUGAGGAUGGUUUAAUAGACGGAGGAGAUCGGUUAGACGGAGGAAGAUUUCCGCCACAUGAGUAUCUGGCGAGGACGAGAAUUGCUUCGUUCUCGGUGCAUGAAGGAGUUGGGAGGACAUUGAAAGGGAGAGAUCUGAGUAGGGUUAGAAAUGCAAUUUUUAAGAAGACUGGGGUUUUGGAUUAAUAUCUGAAAACUAUAAGGUUCUUUUUGGGGUUAGGUUUAAUUCUCUAUUACAGUUUUAUAAAUAACUGUUAUGCUGAAAAAAAAAAAAAAAAAA